Messenger RNA from Amoebophrya sp. A25, 1514 nucleotides. The record is from the annotation of a GenBank genome assembly. NCBI's taxonomy places the organism in Eukaryota, Dinophyceae, Syndiniales, Amoebophryaceae.
AGCUGAUGAUUUCGUGAUCCAGAAUGUUCCCUGCUUUGGAAAAAUUGCUUGUCAGUUCAAAAUAAAGUGGGAAAUGAUCGCUGUUCAUUGUGAUCGAGUGCAUCUGUUGAAUAGGAAUCUUUUUGAAAUACAAUCCAUCGUAUGGACCUGGUAUAUGCACUGAAACUAGAAAUGCUUACUCAAAUCAUUAACUUACUAGAGUGUUUUUAUCAUUCACCUCUGCUUAUCAGGAGGAGCGAGUUUGGGUACAACAAGUACAACCUCCUGAUUGAUUUUGAUUCAUAUCGGCGUACUAGACGUACCUAAAAAAUUAUGGCUGCUCUUGCCCUUACGAAGUUGGACACCGUGUCCGCCAAGGUGGCUGACGCCUCUGUGUACCAGACACCGUUGCAGGUUGAGAACACACCUUUGAGGACCACAGGUGGUCAUACCUGGCCAGCCGCACGUGCGCUGUUCGAGUUUAUUGCGAAGACGGAUGGCCUGGGACUUGCCGAUUUUCUAAGAAGUAGAAGUAGAAUGGAGGAAGAUGGACGACAUGGAGAAGAACAAGCCGCUAUCACCUCUGAAUAUAUUUCGAAAGACCUUAACAUUCUUGAACUGGGUUCUGGUUGUGGAUGGGUAGCCUUGAAUUUAGCCUACAGCUCGCUUGUCGCUGGAGGUCGUUAUUCUGGUCGACAGUCAUUGAGACUAGCGAUAACCACAAGCGAGCAGCCGGGCAAAGCGUGUGAAUGGCUGCAGCACAAUAUCGAGAGACAUGCAGAGACACUUGCUACAUUGGCAUCGAAGGCAAGUUUAUUUACCACUAACACAGAUACUAGUACAGAUAUUAGCAGCACUUCUUGUUCUUCAUCACCUCCGCCUGUAGUUGCCGUUCCUCUCGACUGGCAAAAUCCGGAUUUGAGCUUUCUCGAAGAUCUUGAAGGAGACGACCACAAGGAAGCGAAUUUAAAUUCAUCAUCAUCAAAAAAACUAGACUUUUUAAUCGGCUCCGACUUAAUCUACAACGAAAUCGGGUCCAGAUGUCUCCCGAAAAUAGUCAAAUCCCUACUUGAGCAAACUGGUGCUUCGCAUUUUCUAUAUUCACAUACCUUCCAUCGUUACGACCAUUUGGACAAAGAGUUCUUGGAGGUCUGUGAAGCAGAAGGAUUGCAAGCUAGGGAGUUGGAAACUAUGUACAGGAAGUUGGACUUCGGAGGAAGAAUAGUGGAGCACGAAGUACCGAUCCAAGAAGAAUUUGAACAAGAAAUUUUUCCGGAGAAAAGAAUAGCGAUAUUGAAAAUCACGCUGGCAAAGGCGGAUAAUUCGUUGGGCGUAGAAGCUGCCGGUGGAGCAUGACAAAGAAGGUCUUGAUGACGCUGCUCCAUGACUAUUUGAAAUUCCUCCUAUACCUCAUCCACUCCCGAACCCAAAAAAUUCCUGUACCUGAAAAACAUUAGAUUUAUAAUAAGUACUCAUGACGUGGUCCCCUCACCGAAACAUCACCAUGAUCAUCUUCGUUAGGCAUGCAGCAGGAC